Messenger RNA from Gastrolobium bilobum, 1512 nucleotides. RefSeq names its product probable polyol transporter 6. Gene Ontology annotation, cellular component: membrane. Gene Ontology annotation, molecular function: myo-inositol:proton symporter activity. The coding region runs from base 1 to 1512 and encodes 503 amino acids. The record is from RefSeq and is a predicted model, not a curated record. Gene Ontology annotation, biological process: transmembrane transport. Lineage: Eukaryota; Viridiplantae; Streptophyta; Magnoliopsida; Fabales; Fabaceae. The transcript has 2 exons.
AUGUCUAUGGAAAAAGAAAGAAACGAGCAUAGCCAACCGCCCAUUGAAAAUGGUACUCGUGAAAAUGGGGUCAGCCAUAGAGGGCUCAACAAGUAUUCUUGUGCUUGUGUGAUGGCUGCCUCUAUUACCUCUGUUAUAUUUGGUUAUGUUACAGGAGUGAUGACUGGAGCUUUGUUAUUCAUAAAGGAGGAUCUUCGAAUCAGUGACAUACAAGUGCAGCUCCUAGCAGGAAUCUUACAUGCAUGUGCACUACCAGGAUGCAUGGUUGCAGGAAGAACAUCUGAUUAUUUUGGUCGCCGAAAGACUAUCAUUGUAGCUUCCAUUAUCUUCAUAUUAGGCUCCAUUCUAAUGGGGUAUGGUCCAUCCUAUCCAAUCUUAAUGAUUGCAGAGUGUAUUGCUGGAACUGGUAUGGGUUUUGCUUUGAUUAUAGCACCACUUUACAGUGCAGAGAUUUCAUCUCCUUACUAUAGAGGCCUUCUCACCUCUCUCCCAGAUUUUUCCAUCACUUUUGGACUCUUGCUUGGUUAUUUGUCAAACUAUUUCUUUGCAAAAUUGACACUGAAACUUGGAUGGAGGAUGAUGCUUGCUCUUCCUACAAUACCUUCAAUUGUUCUGCUCAUUCUCAUGUUGAAAUUGGUAGAGUCACCAAGGUGGUUGGUCAUGCAAGGACGUGUAGGUGAGGCUAGGAAAGUGCUUUUACUAGUCUCUAAUACAAAGGAAGAAGCUGAACAACGCUUGAAGGAAAUAAAAACUGUUGUUGGGAUUGAUGAAAACUGCACUCAAGACAUUGUUCAUGUUCAUAAGAAAACUAGUAGUGGUGGAGGAGCAUUGAAGGAACUGUUGUGUAAACCUACACCAACUGUGCGCAGGAUAUUAAUUUCAGCAAUUGGAGUUCAUUUGUUCCUACAAAUUGGUGGAAUAGCGGGUGUCCUGUUAUAUAGUCCAAGAAUCUUUGAGAGAACAGGAAUGAAUGACAAGAGCAAGAUUCUUCUAGCCACAGUUGGUUUGGGAGUAAGCAAAACCAUAUUCACAUUCAUAUCAACAUUUUUAUUGGACAGAGUUGGGAGGAGGAUUCUGUUACUGGUUAGUUCAGGAGGUAUGGUUGUGACUAUGUUAGGUUUGGGUGUUUGCUUGACCAUAGUGGAACACUCCAAGGAAAAACUAGUAUGGGCAAUAAGCUUUACCAUUAUUAAUGCCUAUUUCCUUGUGGCUUUUUUGUCUAUUGGUGUAGCACCUGUGACAUGGGUUUAUAGUUCUGAGAUACUUCCCCUGAGGUUGAGAGCACAAGGUCUUGCUGUUUGUGUGGCUGUGAACAGAAUUACAAAUGUGGCAGUCAUUACGAGUUUCAUUUCAAUUUAUAAAAUGAUAACAAUGGGUGGGACUUUCUUUUUAUUUGCUGGUAUCAAUGCUUUGGGUUGGUGGUUCUAUUACUUCUUGCCUGAAACUAAAGGAAGAUCAUUAGAAGAUAUGGAGACUAUCUUUGGAAAAAAUUCAAAGUCGGAUGAAGCCUGA